Onychostoma macrolepis is the source of this 8165-nucleotide messenger RNA. It is a transcript of the gene inpp5jb, whose product is annotated as inositol polyphosphate-5-phosphatase Jb. Gene Ontology annotation, biological process: negative regulation of peptidyl-serine phosphorylation; phosphatidylinositol dephosphorylation. The transcript has 13 exons. Gene Ontology annotation, cellular component: plasma membrane; ruffle; cytoplasm. NCBI's taxonomy places the organism in Eukaryota, Metazoa, Chordata, Actinopteri, Cypriniformes, Cyprinidae. Bases 910 to 2991 code for a protein of 693 amino acids. The record is from RefSeq and is a predicted model, not a curated record. Gene Ontology annotation, molecular function: phosphatidylinositol-4,5-bisphosphate 5-phosphatase activity; phosphatidylinositol-3,4,5-trisphosphate 5-phosphatase activity.
GUUUACAGACGUGACGUAAUGACGCAGUGCCAUGCUCGAAUUUCCCGCGAAAACCUACCCGUACCACUCAAAUUAGAAAACAUUAUUAUAAAAUAACCGUUGUGAAUCGGGCUAAAGUAAAGCGAUAGUUUUGAACACUGGCUGGUUAUGUACUAGCUCAAAUAUUGAUUUUGGAUCAUUUUUAACCCCAAAAAAGUUAGGGACUGACUGCAGUUUUAAUGUAUGCUUAAAAAACUAUACCCUCUGAUUGUGAUUGCCAUGACAACGGCAAAGCCUUCUCAAGCGGCAUUUCAGAAACAGUGCAUGAAACCGAUACUAAAUGCUAAACCUUUAACCUUUUGGCUACCUCGCAUGCUCUGGUGGAAAAUGCAAAUAUUAUCUAUUAUAUCUAUAGCGGUGCUUCAGCGGAAUACCACGUGACAAGAGCGUUACGUCCGCGGCGAUUAAAUCGCUGACGAAAGCAACGCCAGCAGCGCUGCUGCAAUAAUGAAGCGCGAGCAGCAGUUCUGAAGGACAGCAGUGACCGUUCGCGUCUGUCAUUGACAGCAGGCGCUGCAGUUUGUUUAGCGAAACCAAUUCACGUCGAAGAACACCGCGACAUCUGCAGAUGAAAUGCACCUGCCUUCAGCGACCCAUUUUCUCUAAACCUCAAGGUCUUCGCCGGUAAUGUAACAGGAAGAACGGGCGCUGAUGUGACACAUUGGAUCUAUCUAUCGAGUGAACGCGCUUUCACAUUUAUCAGCUCGGACAGUAUUGUCGCAUAAUGAUGAGCUUUUUUGAUGUCUGCGAAGCUAUUUGAACACGAAUAUAUUUAUCAGUGAGUCUGUUUUCCAGCGGUGCCAAUCAUAUUUCCUGUCAACAUACCACCAGUUCUCUUCAGUCUGUCUUGAACGAGGAAAUUGGAUAAGGAUGGAGCCAGAGCAACAAAUUCAAAGCCAGUGCAAGACUAAUGAUCUGGCAUCAUCUGGACAACCAGAAGGACCAGCAGAUACAUCGUCGUCCUCCACAUCUUCUGCUGUCCCUUCUACACCACUGACGGCUCCAGCCAGGCCACGCCGGCCUCAAAGGAGCCAGCGAGUGGAAGGAUCUAUCGAUGUAUCGGAGCCCAAGCCUCCAGAAUCUCCUAAACUGCAGCAGCUGAACAACCAGGCUGAACCAACCAGCCCCAACAGCUCCAGUCACCCCUCAGAACCUCAGCCUAAACUCAAUGUUGAUCACGGACCUCCAAGUUUGGCUGGACAGAAGUUUUCAGGACAUACUGCAGUGCCUCGGAGCCACAUUGCAAUGAGGGCCGCCUCACUUCCUCAGGCCCCGUCAUACAGACCACCACCUAGCGAGUCCGUCUUUCACCCGCAGAGGGCCCUGUCUGUCGCUGGGACCGCUGACACUCAGUCGCAGGUGGUGGAGGAUUUCAGGGUGCACAUUAUCACGUGGAACGUGGGCUCAGCCAUGCCUCCCGACGACAUCACUACAUUACUGGGGCUGAAUGUUGGUGAUGGGAACACAGACAUGUAUAUUAUAGGCUUACAGGAAGUGAACUCAAUGAUCAACAAACGACUGAAAGAUGUUCUUUUCACUGACCAGUGGAGCGAGGUCUGCAUGGACGCUCUCAGCCCCUUUGGAUAUGUACUGGUCACUUCUCAGAGGAUGCAGGGAAUGCUGCUGCUGGUCUUCGCCAAGUACUUUCACCUGCCGUUCCUGAGAGGCAUUCAAACACAGACCACUCGCACCGGCCUCGGUGGGAUCUGGGGGAAUAAAGGGGGCGUCAGCGCUCGCAUGAACGUGUUUGGCCAUUCGAUCUGUUUCUUGAACUGUCAUCUGCCUGCACACAUGGAGAACUCAGACCAGCGCAUGGAGGACUUCGAAAGCAUUCUGCAACAGCAGCAGUUUGAAGGACAAGCUGGUACAGGCGUCCUGGAUCAUGAUGUGGUUUUCUGGUUUGGAGACCUGAACUUUCGAAUCGAUGACCUGGAUAUGCAAGUUGUGAAAUCAGCCAUUGACAAUAACAAACUGUCCACAUUAUGGGAAAAAGACCAGCUGAACAUGGCUAAAGACAGCGAGUCUGUGCUUGAAGGCUUCCACGAGGGGCCACUUAAAUUCCCUCCUACGUAUAAGUUUGAUGUGGGUACAGACACGUAUGAUACCAGUGGUAAAAAGCGUAAGCCAGCAUGGACUGAUCGUAUUCUUUGGAAAUUGAGGCCGAUGGCUCAGGUCGGCAACAGCAUGUCGAAGCGCAGCUCCUUGUCAGGUCUAACCAGCGGAACUUGUGUGUCACAGCAUUUUUACCGCAGUCACAUGGAGUUCACCACCAGUGACCACAAGCCCGUCUCCUCUAUUUUCACUCUGCAGUUCCCAUAUAGGGUGGACAUGCCUUUAGUAACAAUCUUUGUAGAGGAUGAAUGGAGAGAGAUAUCAGAUGCAGUGGCCAAAUUCAAGGUGGCAGCCAACUUUGCUCGAAGCUCUUGGGACUGGAUUGGUCUUUACAAGGUUGGGUUUAAACAUCAUAAAGACUAUGUGAGUUAUGUUUGGUCCAAGCAGGAAGAGUCUGAUUUUUUGAGACAAGAGCACCAAGUGAUUUUUACCGAGGAAGAAUUGCCAAGGGAUUCUGGGGACUUCAUACUGGGUUAUUAUAGCAACAAUAUGAGCUCCAUUGUUGGCGUCACUGAGCCAUUCCAGAUUCAACUGCCAGCUUCCGCCACAGCUGGUCUGAGUCCGUCUGACAGCUCCGACUUCACGUCUGAUGAUGAGGUGAAGAAGAGCGACUCCUGUGACUCCAUCCCUGAGACUGAAGAGAAGCAGAGCAGCAGCUGGAGCUCCAGACGAGCCAAAGGGAAGACAGCAAACCCCAACGAACCGCACUCCAAAGACACCUCUGCACAUUCCAGCUCCAGCAGGCCAGCCGGUGGGACCGCCGGGUCCUUCGCUGACCCCGUCGCUACGGAUGACAGCUCUAACUCAGGAAAAGAUGCAACCAAGCCAGAGGAACCUUAGCUAAGCACAGCACCUUUUCUGGAGAAAGAUAUCAGCUCGAGGCUGGGGUCGCAGAUUUCUGCUGGGUCUGUGAUGUCGUUGUACAUUUACUGUCCUGUGAUGUUGUUUGGAGAUGUUGUCUUAUAUGUUGCAGGGCAGAAGUAAGCGUUUAGUAUGUGGCUCCCUCCAGCAAACACAAGAGGGCAGACUAAAUUGUUUGUGCCUGUUCUGUGUAGUCAUUCUAUUCAUAUUCUUCUUCUCCUAUUCCUCUCUAACUGCACAAGACUAAAUCUGAAACACUAAGAAAUAAUCUUAGAUGUACAUGCACAAUAAUAUGUGAUUCAUGGAUUUGGUUUUCCAGAAUCAACCAGGGUUUAAUGCACAACAGAACACAAUUCUGGUUCUUAUUGGAUUUACUGGAGCAGAUCCACUAGGUUUUCCAGUGCUCUGUUCCAAACUCUAGUUGAGCUGUCUAUAUAGGCAUCAUUAGCUAUGUUUCCACCCAAAGUUGCGAAUUUAAUUUAUGCGCAAAAUUGAAAUAACGCACAAAACUUUUAUGAAUAAAGCACCAUUUACAUCCAGCGAGAUGAAGAGAACUAAAUCGUAACUUCCUGAAAACUGGUGCCACAUAUCACUAAGAAAAGGCAAUUUGCUGCAGUAGGAGAAGCCACUGUGGGUCUUUUUCAUCAAAUAAAUUACUUACGGCUCAGAGCACGCAGACAAAAUGCAAUAAACACAGUCAUGGCAUCCUGCGUUUGGAGGCAGAUGCCUGCUCGUUUGGAAAUGCAGCUGUGAAAGACAGUUCUGUAAGGUUAUCAUACCGAACUAGUUUGGCGACAGACUUUGGCUCAAGCUUGGUCCGCUGGUUAGUCCAGUGAUGCCGUCUCAUUGUGCAAAGUCACAUGACUUUUUUGAUGCACAUCAAGGAAUUUAUUCAUAGUUUAUGCACAUGUUUUCUUAUCAAGAUAAAAAAAAAAACGUAUCUGCCUCAAUUGAUUGCAUACAUUUUUAGAAUUUUUGCGCAUCUUGGUAUUUCCAUCAAGUGUUUUUUUUUUUAUGCAAUACCCCAAAAUAGGUGGAUGGAAACAUAGCUAUCGACACGCACCAGACUCCCAGUUUUGAUGCUGUCUGGUAAGAUAUCUUGUUUUGGCAAGGCAUCUCACCCCUCAAGGUUUGGGCAAUUCCAGCCUGCACUGUGAGAAAUACUGAUAAAUAUUUUCAAAUAUUAAUCAAUUCUGAGUAAAACAGCUCUGUCUCAGUGACUAUUUCAGGCAAUAUUUAUGUGUGCUACGUAAUUUGCUAUAUCAGAAUAGCCUCAGACUCUAUCUGAGGUAAUCAAUUGUAAGCAUUAGUCAGGUUUCUCAUAGGAAGUGGUGCAUUAAAAGACUUACAUUUACGUUUAGGACACUGCCUUGUCAGGUAGCCGCUUAGGUAGUUAGCAGAGAGCGAGGCAGUUCACUAGGAUUUGGAGCAGAGCUCGUGACUUUACAGUGUCUUGCCAUAGAGGAUAUCGAGAAUACCCUGCUGAAGGUGACAUGCUGUCAUCAGCACCUUAUUAUGCCAGGGAAAAGUGUUUGAUAACAAUACACAUGCUCUGAAAAGGCAUAUAUUUACUCUCCUCAGGUUCUUGAAAGGCAGACACACAUAAAGGGAUGACUCUUGGCUAAAGCUGCACUCGGUAAAGUAAAGUACAGUUUGUAUAUUAUUCAUGUCCAUUAUCACCUUAAUCAACUGUUAGCAUUUAACGAUAUUAUAGGACAAUGAUGAAGUCUAUUGCUCUCAAAGUUGUGACUGCUGUGCCGUCAUGUUCUUGUGGUUAAUGUUCUCAAAAAUAAUUUCAAAGUAAUGUCCAGCUCCUUGACCUGCUAGUUUAAAGUCAACAUGAAAUGCUGUUCACAAACCAAUAUUGCAUCAUGUAUUUUAGAAUGAAACAGGAUAGUCAAUGAAAGAAAAUGCAAGGCGUGCUUGAUUUUUAUUAAUCAGGAAUUGACUGGAUUGUGAAAAGUGGGUGUUAUUGGCUGGUGUUUUGUGAGAAAUGUAUAUCAGAGGUGGAGCAAAUAAUUACACUUUUAUGGAAGAAUAUGGACAGGCAUUUCUUUUAAUGUAACAUUCACCAGUCAAUGAACACAGAACACAUUUUUGUGUUUAAAAACGCAAGACAGAACAGUGGGGGGAAAAAAUUAUGCAGGGAUGUGUUUUUAAAAGAUGCACAACUCGGAAUUCUGUGUCAUGAUCGAGAUGCUGCAAAAGAUACAAGUGCAACAGUCAAAAACGUCCGUCUUACUACAGUGGUAUGCAAAAAUAUGUUCUGUUAGCACAAUUGUCAGGAACAUCAUUUGGUGCAUCUUUAUGUAGAAAACAAUGGAAAAGAAGUGCAGAGGAAUGCAAAAAUGCAUUUUGUGUGAAUGGCUCCUUACUAACUUACUCCUUAGUGCAGCCAUACUAACUUUUUAUUACACUUGAAUGGAAGAAUUUGAAGAAAAACAUUUUUUAAAUAUAACUUUGAUCAGUGACUCCUGCACUAUAAGGGCCUGUUCACAUAAAAUGUGGUUUUGCACUUGACAGAGGGCAGUAGAAUGAAAAAUGCACACUUUUAACUUGAAUAUUGUUUUUUUAAAAUGCUGUGUCAUGCGAUUGACGCUGCAAAAGACAUGAGAGCAAAGGUCAAACAUGUUUGUCUAGUGCAAAAUGCAUAAACGCAUUCUAUGUGAACAAACCCUUAAGUACUGUUCAGAGUAACUUACUUUUAAUUACUUUAAUGGAAGAACAUCAAGACAAAUAUUUAAGGUAAAGUUCACCAGUGACUUCUGCACUACAAGGUCCGUUUCACACAGAAUGUGUUUUUGAGUUUUUAAAUUCAAGACACAGGCCAGUAUAAUUACGUAAAGCACAGGUCUGGAGACAUGUUUUUUAAAAAGUUGAACAAAUUUUAAAUUUUUAGAAUGCCACGUCAUAUGUUCAAGUAUAGGUCUCUGCAGCAAAGUAAUGGGAGUUACCAGAUCGGCGUGUUUUUUGACCAUGUUACUUGAUUGGCUGACGUCAUAGUGACGGCUCGACAUGACAAAUCCCCGACAGUAAACUGCUUCCGUGUUCUAUUUAUGAGGUAUUGACACAAAUUUCAAAUGAUUUUCAACAGUCGCUUUGUCCCGUCCAGUGUAGACAGACCACGAGAGGACAGCUGUUGCGUCCGGUGUAGACACGGUGUAAGCCUUCUUUUGUUCUGCAGACGUUUUCCUCUUUUGUUUUUUAUCCCCCCUCUCUAUCUUUCUGUCGUCGCUCGGAGUGCACUGAGUGCUCUCUCCUCUGCAUCAUGAGUAGACACGCCCCUUACUGCUGAUUGGCUACAAGUAUGUUUUGUUACUCGGCCCGAAAACUAAAGCGUUUUUGAAAAAAUACAUACUCCACCUUUAAGGUGCGUUCGUGUUUAAAUCGCUGGAGUUUGCCAAACCAGGCAUUCCUGUAUUACAACUCAACAUCACAUUGCUGCGUAUUUAUAUGAAGUUAAACUCUGCUCAACUUUAUCGCAUUGACAGCAUUUUCACCGAAUGACUUUCAGUUGUUUCGUUGGUUUGCAGAAUUGUGCAAACAGCAUCCAUUUUGGUUUCAUGUUGACUUUAAACGAUGAUUGCAUGGUUUCUAUCUGAUCUUUAGUCUGAUUUGUGCCAAGUAUUGUAUCAUGACUGUACUUGUGGUAGGAAUCCUAGCAUAUGUGUUGUCUAGGGCUUUCUAGGAUUUAUCCUACAUGGUAAGAUCUCUCGUCUCCUCUACAUCUCUUCUCCUUUCUCUGUGUUUCCUCUCCUCUCUCAUUCCUCAUCUUGUCUUUUUGUCUCCAGUUCGACCCCUCCAGGGUCACGGUAUCUGUUUUGACGUCGUCUACAGGGCUCUACUAAGUGCUCCGAUAUCGUAAUCUAUUGGAUUAGUAGUUCGUAACCCAUAGAAAUUUUGUACUAUGACUACUUAGCCUUAGGACACGUGGCGUGCUGUCUCACUGUUUACAUGGUUAGCUGAGUGAGAGUAUAAGCGUGUCAGUGUAUAUGUUUUUGCAUGGACGUGUCAUGGAUAUUCACAGUAUCGUGCUGUCUGCCACCUUUCAAUAUUGUAGAGGUGUCGAGAAGUGUCACUUCUAGAUGGAACAGAGAAAAUGUGGACGAUGGAAGACAUGAAAUAGUCGUUCUUUUACAUUCUACACGUUUUUAAACUAAUCUUUAUAGUUUUCUGUAGGAAUAUCUUUAAAAUCACAAUCUGGCAUUCUGGAACAAGAUAUUUUUUACUAGAAAUACUGUAAGUUAAAAGUCUAUAGCGAGAAAAUGGCAUUUUGACAAAAGUUGAGGCAACUUAAUUCUAGAUAUUUGUAUGUGUUUUAGAUACGUGAUCUCUAUUUUCUGUAGGACCCUCACAUCACUUCUCAUGUCUGAUUUCUUCAAACCCAGUUCAUUUGCAACACUGCGAGUUGCCAAAAAGAAACCAAAACCAGGAUCAGGUGUGUUAAUACUCAUUAUAUUUUUAUACUCCAUUAGCCAUAUAAAAUUUAAAAGCUAAUAUGAAUAAGAUGCAGUAUUGGAAAAUUCACUUUCCUUUCAAAGCCAAAUAAAUGUUUUGCAAGUGCAAGUGUUGGAUACUUUGAAUAAUUUUGGUUGUCAUGCAUUUUUUUUUUUAAUUAUUAUUAUUUUAUUCUGAGAAAUUAAUAUAUAAGCAUGCCAAGGGAAUGUUAUUAGCAGAAAUGAACUCAAUGAUUAUUAUUAGAUGAUAUGUGGGUAUAUAGAUCCAGUAUGUAGAACAGAUGACAAUCAGUGCCAAAACAGAGAAGAAACUUUAAGAUUAUAUUUAUUUUCUUAUUCGUGCCAUUAUGUGCAUGUCAGAUUCUGCUGGUCAGCGUGUUCAUUUAUAAAUCAGAAUGAAGAAGGUGAUUUACGGUUAUAUUGAGAAUAUGAAUUUAGAAUUUUAUUUUCCUUUAAGAUUUUUCAGUUCUGCCUCUUUAUUGUUCAUUAAAGCAAAUGUCUCAUACCCAUUGCCGUUUGCUUUAUAGUCACCUUGAUUAUAACAAAACACUUUUUUGGACUUGUAUUGAGCAGAAUGUUUCGAUUUGGUAGACUUGUGAAUCACUGUUCUUGGUUGUCGUUGUAUAAUGGUGUCUUGCCUUAGACCACUGUCAAAUAUUGGUGUCAAAAUGAAAAUAAAUCCUUUUGAAAGUGGAA